Messenger RNA from Ochotona princeps (American pika), 3736 nucleotides. RefSeq names its product multiple C2 and transmembrane domain containing 2 (gene MCTP2). The record is from RefSeq and is a predicted model, not a curated record. The coding region runs from base 180 to 2813 and encodes 877 amino acids. The transcript is spliced from 23 exons. Lineage: Eukaryota; Metazoa; Chordata; Mammalia; Lagomorpha; Ochotonidae. Gene Ontology annotation, molecular function: calcium ion binding. Gene Ontology annotation, biological process: regulation of neurotransmitter secretion. Gene Ontology annotation, cellular component: synaptic vesicle membrane.
GGGACCGGCCCGACAGGUGAGGGCGGCGCGGGGAAGCCGGCGGGCGGCUGCCCGCUCUCAGCUAGGUGCCGAGCUGGGCACCUGGAGGGCCGGGGAGGAGGAGGGCGCGAGGGUACUGUGGCUGCUUUCUGUAGUAGCACACCAUUUGCACAACUGACUCCUUGGGACUUCAUGCAGCCAUGGAUCUGGAUAAACCCUCGGUCUGGGGCUCCUUUAAACAGCGGACAAGGCCCUUGCUACUCAACCUGGGCAAGAAGAAGAUGAAAAAGAACCCAAACAAACCCCUUGGCUUAAGGGCCAGGAACCACCUGGACCGACGGCUCAGCCUGUCGGUGCCUGACCUCCUGGAGGCUGAGGCCUUGGCCCCCGCAGGGCGGCCUUACUCUGGGCCCCAGUCAUCCUACACCUCAGUGCCCAACAGUCUGUCCACUGCGGGGCUGCUGCCGAAGAGCAGCAGCAGCUCCUUGAAGCAGUCAGAGGAAGAGCUGGAGUGGAGCCAGGAGGAGAGUGGCCACCUGUACGGGGCGGACACUGACUCGGAGGAAGCCCACGCCUCCCCCGCUGCUCAGCGGUCUGUGUCCAGCCAGGGAGCUGGCGAAGCCCAGAAGAUGUCCCUGGGUCGGGAUGAGCCAGAGGAGCCGGAGAAGCUCAGUGGAAGCAUGGAUCUGAAUGCUAUGACGUCCCGGAAUUUUGAAGAACAAUCUGCUCUCGGGGAAGCAGGCGAUGGCGUGAGCGGCCUCCCGAGCCCCUUUGCGUACCUCCUCACCAUACACCUGAAGGAAGGCCGCAACCUGGUCGUGCGGGACCGGUGUGGCACAAGUGACCCAUAUGUGAAAUUUAAGCUGAACGGGAAGACGCUGUACAAAAGCAAAGUCAUAUAUAAGAAUCUGAACCCAAUUUGGGAUGAGAUAGUUGUCCUACCCAUCCAGAGCCUUGAUCAAAAGCUACGUGUGAAGGUGUAUGAUAGAGAUUUAACCACAUCUGAUUUUAUGGGUUCUGCAUUUGUGAUUCUCAGUGAUCUUGAACUUAACAGGACGACUGAACAUAUUUUAAAGUUGGAAGAUCCAAACAGCUUAGAGGACGACAUGGGAGUCAUUGUGCUGAAUCUGAACCUAGUAGUGAAACAAGGCGAUUUCAAAAGACAUCGCUGGUCUAAUAGGAAGCGGUUAAGUGCCAAUAAGUCCUCUUUGAUACGCAACCUGCGACUCUCAGAGUCCUUGAGGAAGAACCAACUCUGGAAUGGGAUUAUAAGUAUCACCCUGCUGGAAGGCAAAAAUGUCUCGGGAGGAAGCAUGACCGAGAUGUUCGUUCAGUUGAAACUCGGGGAGCAGAGGUAUAAAAGCAAGACACUGUGUAAGAGUGCAAAUCCGCAGUGGCAGGAACAGUUUGACUUUCACUACUUCUCUGACAGGAUGGGCAUUUUGGACAUUGAAGUGUGGGCAAAGGACAGCAAAAAGCACCAGGAACGUCUGGGCACGUGUAAAGUGGAUAUCUCGUCACUGCCGCUGAAGCAAGACAACUGCUUGGAGCUGCCGCUGGAGAGCUGCUCGGGGGCCCUGCUUCUGCUGAUCACACUGACGCCCUGUGCUGGCGUCUCCAUCUCCGACCUGUGUGUUUGCCCCUUAGCAGACCCCAGCGAGAGAGAGCAGAUUGCUCGGAGAUACUGCUGGCGGAACUCCCUAAAAGAUCUGAAGGAUGUUGGCAUUUUGCAAGUGAAGGUUUUGAAAGCAGUGGAUCUCUUAGCUGCCGAUUUCUCAGGAAAGAGCGACCCUUUCUGCUUGCUGGAGUUAGGCAACGACCGGCUUCAGACACACACCGUUUACAAAAACCUCAACCCCGAGUGGAACAAAGUUUUCACGUUUCCCAUUAAAGAUAUCCAUGAUGUUUUGGAAGUGACAGUGCUGGAUGAAGACGGAGAUAAACCCCCGGACUUUCUUGGAAAAGUUGCCAUUCCCUUGCUAUCUAUUAGAGACGGACAGUCAAAUUGUUAUGUGCUGAAGAACAAAGAUUUAGAGCAAGCUUUCAAGGGAGUUAUUUACCUAGAGUUGGACCUGAUAUACAAUCCGGUGAAAGCAGGUCUCAGGACCUUCACCCCCAAAGAGAAGCGCUUUCUGGAAGACAGCCGCAAGCUGUCCAAAAAGAUCUUAUCGCGGGAUGUGGACCGGGUGCGGAGGAUCACGGUGGUGCUCUGGAACACGGUGCAGUUCCUGAAGAGCUGUUUCCAGUGGGAAUCCACCGCGAGAAGUGCAGUGGCGUUCGUGGUGUUUUUGGCCACUGUCUGGAACUUUGAACUCUACAUGAUCCCCUUGGCUUUGUUGCUGCUCUUUAUCUACAAUUUCCUCAAACCGACCAAAGGCAGAGUCAGCAACGUCCAGGAGGGCCAGGAGAGCACAGAUGUAGACGAGGAGGAAGAUGAAGAUGACAAGGAAUCCGAGAAAAAGGGGUUUAUUGAGAGAAUCUACAUGGUGCAGGAUAUUGUUUCAACUGUCCAGAACAUCUUAGAGGAAGUAGCUUCUUUUGGAGAAAGAAUUAAAAACACGUUGAACUGGACGGUCCCAUUCCUCUCGCUGCUGGCCUGUCUGACGCUGGCAGGGGCCACCAUCGCUUUGUACUUCAUCCCACUGCGGUACAUCAUUUUAAUCUGGGGCAUAAACAAAUUUACUAAGAAGCUUCGAAAUCCCUAUUCUAUCGACAACAACGAGCUACUAGACUUCCUCUCGAGGGUACCCUCUGAUGUUCAAAAGGUGCAGUACGCAGAACUGAAGCUCUGUAGCAGCCAGAGCCCGGUUCGCAAGAAGCGCAGUGCUCUCUAGGACGCACGCCGUGUGGACCGCAGCGCCAGGGCGCGCCACAGCUGUGCUGAUGGUAUCCAGGAAUGCGUGGCAUGAGUAACAUUCUCUGUUCUCCCUCGUUCUUCACCCGCACAGAUGCACACAUGUGCACCAAUAGUGUGUCCUACCUGCAGCUGAGGGUCAGCCUGGCAAAAGGAAAUGAUCUGGAGACUGUGAAAGGCUAAUACUCAUUCUGAAUCAGAAGGCAAAGCAAGGCCGACAUGGGUUGGAACGCUUUUCCUGAACACAGCAGGGAGACCCCUUGGGUUGAGGGGGACAAUCCACUCAUUUUCUCAGUUCCAAAAUAUUUUCAUUACGAUGCCGCUACGUGCACUCCCCACCCUUCACUCCUUUCGUACUACUGUCCCCCUAAGUUUCUUUUCUGUUUAUGUCUUGAUAAUCAUCAGUUGUAUAAAUAAUGUGUUAUAAGAAGACCUCCUCCUAAUGACGAGCAGGAGCCUCACUAUUUAGGAGCCUUUCAGCCGUGAUUCGCAAGGGCAGGCAUGUCAGGUUCCCGUGACCAGUGUGUGACGGACACCGGGCUGGCAAUGGGCUGUCUCCUGGGAGACUCCAGCGAUCUCUCCUUCCAAGAGGGAGGGGUUUAGGAAAGUACACUCUUGCCUUAAAACAUCAUGUCUUCCAGCUUGAUAGUUUCCUCAGUAAAACGUCAACAUACAGCUUCGACACAGCAGUAGACAUGGAGUGGACGAUCAGUGAAUUUGGAGAGGAUUUAGAAAGAUAAAGAGCGGGAAAGCAAGAGACUGAUACAUGGAGCUGCUUACCUAAUUAUCAUUUCAUUCGUCUGGAUAUUUUCAACAGAAAGUCAAAAUAUUUGCUCUCUCCGAAUUCAUCCCUUGUAACUCUGAGGAGCGAGAUAAGCUACAUACCGUAAGAAUGUCCGAGCC